Molecule: messenger RNA, 998 nt
Organism: Budorcas taxicolor (takin)
Lineage: Eukaryota; Metazoa; Chordata; Mammalia; Artiodactyla; Bovidae
Gene: ZNF428
Product: zinc finger protein 428
Exons: 3
Coding region: 420-998 (192 amino acids)
Source: RefSeq, a predicted model, not a curated record
GUCGGCAGCGGUCUUGGGCUGUGAUGACUCAAAAGCGAGACCCAGGCUCCCUUUUCUCCCCCCACGCGGCUCUGUGCUGCUCUGGGGGCAUCCUGGGAAAACCGGACGCCCUGCCCUAAAGCAUUGUGGGAGUCUGGCUACUAGUCGUUAAUGGGUCUGGAGCAUUCUGGGAUUAUGCUAGCUUCUUGCGGGGAACCGUCUCUUUUGUCACACGCCUUACGCUGAGCGUCCUGGAAGCUUGGAGUGCUUUGACGAAGAGCGCCUUGGAAGGUCUUUCCUUCCCCUGUCCAGCAUCCCUCUCUACGAGCCGACAUCUGCAUUAGAGGACCUGUGGCCAAGGUGUGGCUGUGGAAAGCUGGCCAGGGAGGGACACUGCCCAGCUUCUGCUCUGCUCCUGUCUCCUGUCCCCUCCCCCCGCCAUGACAGAGACCCGUGAGCCAGCUGAGACUGGGGGCUACGCCAGCUUGGAAGAAGAUGAUGAGGACCUUUCUCCAGGCCCCGAGCAUUCCUCUGACUCCGAAUACACUCUCUCAGAGCCAGACUCCGAAGAGGAAGACGAGGAAGAAGAGGAGGAGGAGGAGACCACUGACGAUCCUGAAUAUGACCCUGGCUACAAGGUGAAGCAGCGCCUGGGCGGGGGCCGUGGGGGCCCGUCCCGCCGGGCGCCCCGUGCGGCCCAGCCUCCCGGCCCCCCAGCCCAGCCCUGCCAGCUCUGUGGCCGCUCACCCCUUGGGGAGGCCCCUCCGGGCACCCCACCUUGCCGGCUCUGCUGCCCUGCGGUAGCCCCCCAAGAAGCUCCAGCCCCUGAAACCCGGGCCCUCGGGGAGGAAGAGGGGGCCGCACCUCGGGCUGGGGAGGGCCGACCCACUGGGAGGGACGAGGAGGAGGAGGAGGAGGAGGAGGAGGGCACCUACCACUGCACCGAGUGCGAGGAUUCCUUCGACAGCCUCGGCGAGCUGCACGGGCACUUCAUGCUGCACGCCCGCGGGGAGGUGUAG